This is a messenger RNA of Astrephomene gubernaculifera, 9896 nucleotides long. NCBI's taxonomy places the organism in Eukaryota, Viridiplantae, Chlorophyta, Chlorophyceae, Chlamydomonadales, Astrephomenaceae. The record is from the annotation of a GenBank genome assembly.
CAAACAACCUAACAUGGAGUUAAAAUAUCUUGCUGUUUUUUAAUUGUUGCAUGCUGGAGCUUUAAGGAAACAACUUACCAGCUACUCGGUUUCAUUAAUCACCCGCAUGUUUUGGCUAUUUACCAACUGCGAUUAGUACAGAUUUACAAGACGGUGGUAUUCGCGUACCGGUAGUCCCCGGAUAUUACGAAAGGCAGGAGCGACAACUGGGCUUCGCCACAGCUGCGGGCGAGCCGUUAAGUGGAGGUCGUCGAACAUAUGUCGGUUCGCCUGCAAUCUGCUGUACCUUUUCAGCAGCGGCGGGUUUCUAGUUGACCAGUGGCGGUAUACCCAUGGAACCCGGGGGCACACGGGGCCCUCGGGGCCGGUCUAGUGAUACUGAAGUUGCACUUACGCCGCGAGGCCCUGUGAGCGAAGAUGUCAUGGCUGCGAUCUACGAUCGCGCCACCGCCAUCUUCUCCGGCCAUAAGCACAGGGCUUCGGGCAUGCUGGAGCCUUCGCAGGGGCCUUAUGCCCUGGCACUUGUGGGUGCCAUGCUGGGCCUCAACCAAAAGCAGCUCGACGGGGAGUUGCAGCUGACAGCUAAAGUGGGGCGCCGCUCCCUCAGUUAUGAGGAGUUCAUGUCAGCCUGCGAGGCGAUGGUGGCGCUGCAUGGGGCCCUGGCGCAGCAGCAGGUUAAGAGGCUACAGAAUAACGACAUGAGCAGUGCCCUUCGUGCCGCGUUCAACCGGUACGUGAAGAUCAACGCUGGGGGCUUCGUGGGCGGCGAUCAGCGCAUGAACAGCAACCAGUUUAUCAAGAUGUGUCAAGACGCGGGCGUCAUGGAGCCUAACGGUCCUGCCAGCAUGUCCACUCUGCAGCUCAGUUGGGCCUCAUGCAAAGCGACCUUUGGAUCCACACGGCUGCAGUACAGCCAAUUCCUCAAGAUCCUUGGCGCGCUUGCUGCGGAGCUCUCAGGCGAUGUGUUCCUGCUGGUAGCGGGGCUGGGCCUUGAGCUGCCUACCGUGCCGCCGCUGCGGAACGGCUUCCGCAAGCCGGAUGCUGGCGAGGUCACGCUGUCGAGGCCGGAGGUGCUUCAGGGCGUUGGGUCGCAUGUUGCGGCGGAGGAGGCGUACGAGAAGUACCUGCAGGAGGGCCGGGCUCCCGACAAGCGCGAUCCUCUGGCACGGGCGAGUGUGUCGCCCAUUAAGGGUCCACGUGCUUCCAACACGGGUGCGGGAGUGCCGAACUGGGUCAAGGCCAUGCAGGCCGACCAAGGGGGCGCAAGUCCCAUGACCAGCGGCCAGGACAUCCGCGGCAUUCCCGUCAUCGAAACACCCGACAGUGAUGACGACAUGCCCCGGAAGCCGGCGCGGAAGAGCAUGCCGCCAGUGCCUCCGGAUGAGCCCACGCCUCGCGCCAAGGCCUCCCCCAUGCGGCCCCGCGGCGGAAAGCUGCCUGCCAUGGGCGGCGGGGACGCGCUGUCGCCGCCCCUCAGCCCCGAACUGCUGGUUCGUUCGGAUAUCUCCGCUAGCAGUUAUAGCGCACCGGGAGGCAUUCGGGUGGAUGCGGGGCCGAUGCAGGUAGCCCCGCGCCCUCGCGAGUCGGUGCGCAACGGCAUAACCACAGAGCUGGAAAGCCCCAUUGCUCACCUGGAACCCUCCAUCCUGUCCGGGGCGCCGCGACCGCGCAAAAGCGUGGCGGGAGCGCCCGAGGGCUUCCGCGAGGUGGUGGAGCAGCAGGCGGCUGCUGUGAAGGCGCUGGAGGGGCGGGUGCAGGAGCAGCAGCAGCGGGAGAAGGAGCUGUUUGAGCGAGUGCAGCUGCUGACGGACAAGCUGGCGGACGCGCAGACGGCGGUGACGGUGCAGUCUGGUUGCCCUGGCGGCGCGCUGCCGGACGUGCCUCAAGGAAAGGGCCGCACCGUGGUUUCGGGGCGGUGUCCCCUGACGGACCAGGUGGAGAGGCUGACGGAGCAGAUGGCGGAGGUGCUGGCACGGCUGAGCGCGUUGGAGAGCAUACGGCUGCAACCCAAGGCGCCGAACGAGCCUCCACCCAAGCAACGUAACCCAGUGGGCGCACGCACACCCGAAUUUCCCGAGGAGCCUGCCACGGUGGUUCCCGUCGCUCCCUCCUGGGGACCGCCAGCGGGCGGUCGCAGCCCGCGCAUGCCCGAACCGGAUGGCCCACGGGUCAUUCAGCAGCUGGAGCCCGCGGUUAACGCGACCCAGGGCGAGUGGAUGAGCCGGUUGCUGCUGAACCUGGAUAAACGCGUGCGGUUGCUGGAAGGGUCUUCUGGCAAGGGAGGCGAGGAGGGCGACAGCGAGGCUCUUGCCGAGGUGCUCAAGCAGCUGCGCGGCAUGCAUCCCGUCGCCUCUCCCGCGCCGCCCGCCCCGCCGGUCCCCACCGCCUCCCCACCAUCCACUCCUCCGCCCGAUCCCGCCUUCCUCAAAGUGGAUCCCAGACGCAAGGUGGAGAAGGUCACGGACAGCGUGGAUCCGGCGCCAGCGCUGGUGCCUACUGGAGACCCCGAACUGGACCGUCGUCUAGCUGCGCUGUCCAACGAAAUGCGCAGCAAGAACGCGACUGUGGGAGUGCUGCUGGAUAUGCUGAACCAGACGCGUGGCGAGGUGGCGGCGCUCGCGGCGCAGCUCAAUGCUCGCAGCGGCGGCACGGACGGUGGCCCCGUUGUUGUCGGUCACCGCCCCACUCCGCCCAGCACCCAGCCGCGCAACCCUGUUGUGGUGGUUGACGGCGGGCUGGCGCCCCCAGAGGGAGCACCCUCGAUCUCGCCCGGCUUGAUGCGGCCCAGACGACGGACCGGCGAGCCGAGCUCAGAAGCCGUCAUUCCCCUGGAGCCCCACCUGGAGACGGUGAUGUCGGAGCAGCAGGGCAUUAAGCGGGUGGUGCGGGAGCUCUGCGCCGCCAUAGGCCUGCCGCCGCCUCCCAUCGUGGCGCCCGUGAUCGUGUCGCCCUCACCAGACCCAAUCAUAGCGCGCAAGGCCAGCUCCGAAACCGGCAUGGAAGCCGUACAAUGGGGCCAGCCAGGCCGGAAGACGAUUAGGGAGGAGGCGCAGGAGGUCAAGCGUAACGUGGAGGGUGUCCAAGCGGAUGUGGGCGAGCUCAAGAAGCAGGUCGAGCAGAUCCGUGCCGGUUACGGCUUUGCGGAGUGGCCGCAGCCUCUGCGGCCUGAUGGCAGCACCACGACGACGGUGGUGGUCCCGGGAGCAGGCCCCAUGCAGGCUGCGGCCCAAGCAGGCGGCCGUAAUCCCGUGCAGGUAACGGUUGGCGCGCCCAACCAGCCCGCCGACGUGCAAGGUUUCGCGCCAGGCCGCAGACCGCUGCAGCCGCUUGUCGGAGACGCCACCAUUGCACCCCUGCCAGACGCCCAAGUCCAUGCUCUCAAGGAUGAGCUCAGACGUGUUAAGGCAUUUGUGGGCAUGGCGGAGGCUGCGCCGGCAGCGGAGGCAGCCGGCGUCGCUGGCACGGUCGCUGCUGCGGCGGCGCCUGCUGCGGCCGCCGCUGCUGCCGUGGAGGAGGGCAAAUGGGCGGAUGCAGGACGGGGGCCGCAGCCGUUAAGGGAGGCGGUGGGCACGGUGGCUACUGAUGUGGAGGGGCUACGCAAGCACGUGAAGGCGAUGGAUGCCGCGCUACGCACCAACAUCGCCAACACCAACAACUUGACAACCUUCCUCAACGAACAUGCGCCGGCUUUGAUACAAGUGGCGCAGCAGACCAAGGACGGCACCGCGGCUGCAGGCGGACGCUACCCGGUGGUUGCUGCGGUGGGAGAAGUGCAACAGCAGCAGCAGCAGCACGGCAUGUCGCCUCCGCCCAGGCAUGGCAUGCUACCUCUGCAAGCAAACGGUAACCUUGAGCACGGUGUGGUGGACCCGGUGGAGUACCACCAGCUGCGGGAUCAGGUCCGCAACAUCGCUCGCUUCCUCGGCGGCCCCGCCUUGGAAAUCGGGCCAAGCACACAGGGCUCACCUGCACCUCCAGCGCCGGCGCCGCCGUCGGCCUCCGCCACCGCCGCCGCGUCAACGGAACCGGAGCGUGUCUCGGUACAGCCGUGGGCGGUGGGAGGUCGUGGCGGCGGCGCUGGCGGCACCGUAGCGGAAGGUUUGGGCCAGGUCAGCGGAGAGGUGGAGGUGCUUAAGAAGCAGCUGGGGCAGAUGGGACAUGCGCUGCGGGCGGCAGGGCUGGUGGACCCGGCGGUGCUGGCGGUGACGCCGGGCGGACAGGAGGUUGUGGGCGUCUCGGCUCGGCCUGGAGGUCAGCGCAAUGCAAUCAGCGUCACACCGGGCGUUCAAGGCUCGGAUGGCUUAACAGGCUUUGCGCCGCCACAGCAAAAGGGCCAGGCCGGGAUGGAAGGCACGACGAGCCUAGAGCCUGUUGUGGCGGAUGUGGGUCUGCUGAAGGACGACGUCCGCGCGGUCAAGCAGUUCCUGGGAAUGUCAGAUGCCAGACCGGAGGGACGCGAUGUGGUCGCGGUGGCUCCUGCGCUACCGCUCGGCGGCAGCAGCAACCCAGGACAGGCGGCGGCUGCAGCCGGGGAGCCGUGGGGCGAUAAGGGGCGAGGCGCUGCACAUGCUGAUGGAGACAAGGUAGCCUUUGGCAGCCAGGGUGGCCUUGCCCAGGAGGUCGACGCCGUACGGAGGCGGCAAGCGGAUAUGGAGGAGGCGCUGCGAAGGGCCAAUAUCCCGCUGCCGAUCCCGUUGGCCGAGCAGGACGACUCGGCUGUUCGUGUGGUGCCCGCCACCGCUGCCGCUGGUGCUGGAGCCCAGCGCAACGCAAUUGCCGUGUCACCUGGAUUGGUGCAACGACCCGACGCCAUGGGUUUCACGGCCCCCAGGCGCUCGCUACAGCCUCUACACACGAUCGAAGGUGUGCCCGAGCCGGUCAUCAGUCACCUGGGAGCCAUGCAGGACGAUCUCCGUCGUGUAACAGCCUUCUUGGGCAUGCAGCCCGUUGCCACGGACCCCAUGCCGGUUCAGCAAGGGCAGCCGACGUCCGCCGCGCACCCCAUGGCAGCUGCAGCCCCGGCGGCGGCACAGCAGCCAUGGGCGUCUGGGGGACGCGAAGGAGCGGCCGGUGGUGGUGAUGCACCGGUGCAAGUGGAGCGAUUCAGCGACGUCGUGAGGGACGUGGAUUACAACAAGCGGCGUACCGCAGCCCUAGAGGAGGCUCUCCGCGCCGCCGGCAUCCCUAUCCCUCCGCCUGUCGAAGCCUCCGUCACCCAUGUAGCAGCCGCGGGCUCACCCGAGCAGGCUAGGCAGUCCAGGAAUGCGGUUUUCGUGACCCCUGUAACUCGACCGGACAGCGCCAUGGGCUUCCACGCACCUGCACGGCGGCAGCUGCUGCCUGCGCUGCAAGGUCUGCCUGAGCCAGCGCAAGCGGAACUGUCACGCCUGUCCGGUGACGUCAAGCGCAUGCAAGCCUUCCUGGGCAUGGGUCCUUCCGCAAGUGGUCCAGGGGCGGCAGGUCCCGAUGCGCCCGGUGCGGCGGGUGUUGCUGCGUCCGGAGAGGCUCGCAGCGUUGGGGUGGAGCCGUGGGGCGCACCAGGCCGUGAGCCGCGAGGCCAGGCGGGCCAAGAGCCUGCCAGGAAUCUGGGCGAUGUCAUCAAGGAAGUCGAUGGCAACCGGUGGCGCAUGGCAGCACUGGAGGAGGCAGUGCGCGCUGCCGGCAUCCCCGUCCCGACAGCACCCAUGGCGACAACUGUUGCCGUUGCUGGCUCGUCUGAGGCACAGUCACGUGCGCGCAACCCUGUGAAUGUGACGGCAGGCGAUGUGCCCGUCGCUGCGGCGGGGGCAGUAGGCUUUGCGCCGCCGGGACGCAAGCUACUACCGGCGCUUGAAGGUCUGCCUGAGCCCGCCCAAGCGGAAUUGUCACGCCUGUCCGAUGACGUCAAGCGCAUGCAAGCCUUCCUGGGCAUGGGUCCUUCCGCAAGCGGCCCAGGGGCGGCAGGUCCCGAUGCGGCACGCGCGGCGGAAGGUGCUGCGUCCGGAGAGGCUCGCAGCGUUGGGGUGGAGCCGUGGGGCGCACCAGGCCGUGAGCCGAGGCUGCAACAGGGCCAAGAACCUGCGAGGAAUCUGGGCGACAUCGUCAAGGAGGUUGAUCAGAACGCGUGGCGCAUGGCCGCACUGGAGGAGGCCGUGCGUGCCGCCGGCAUCCCCGUCCCGACAGCGCCCGUGGCGACAACCGUUGCCGUUGCUGGCUCGUCUGAGGCGCAGUCACGUGCGCGCAACCCUGUGAAUGUGACGGCUGGCGGUGUGCCCGUCGCUGCGGUGGGGGCAAUGGGUUUCUCGCCUCCUGGACGCAAGCUACUACCGGCGCUUGAAGGUCUGCCUGAGCCAGCGCAAGCGGAGCUGUCACGCCUGUCCGAUGACGUCAAGCGCAUUGAAGCCUUCCUGGGCAUGGGUCCAUCCGCAAGUGGUCCAGGGGCGGUAGGCCCCGAUGCGCCCGGUGUGGCGGGAGGUGCUGCGACAGGAGAGGCUCGCAGCGUUGGGGUGGAGCCGUGGGGCGCACCAGGCCGUGAGCCGCGAGGACAGCCGGGCCAGGAACCCGUCAAGAGCUAUGGCGACGUUGCAAAGGAAGUGGACGACCAUGCCAGGCGGGUGUCGCAGAUUGAGGAGUCCCUGCGAGCCGCCGGCAUCCCCCUGCAGGCCAGCACCGCAGUGCCUACUGCGGUUGGGCCUGCGUCUGGCUCCGAGCAGCAGCGGCAGCGCAACGGCGUGGUGGUGACGCCAGGGCUGGUUCCGGGGCCGGAGGGGGCGACGGGCUUCGCGCCGUUGCCACGACGGGGACCUGCGGGCGCUGAAGGAGGCGCCCCAGAGCCGCUGCCUGCUCGCGUGGAGGCGCUGCAGGACGACGUAAAGCGCAUCAAGACAUUCCUGGGCAUGCAAGACGCGUCGUCGGGCGCUGUCGCUGCAACGCCAGAAGCUGCGGCCAAGCUCGCGGGUGUGGCGGUGGCUGCAGAGGCGGGCCCUUGGGCAGGACCAGGCCGCGAGAAGAGCGGCGGGGCGGCCCCGGAUGCCGUUGCCAAGGAGCUGGGUGACGUCAAGCAGCAACUGGAGGAGCUCGACCGUGCCUUACGAGGCGCCGGGAUGGGCUACAUGCUUCCAAAGGACGGUGGCACGGGGCCCGUUGCCGUACAACAGCAGCAACGUGACACGGCGGCGGCAGAUAAGAGCCGAGGCGGUGUGCAUGUGACCUCUGGUGACGUGCAGAGGCCGUUGGAUGUGGCUGGGUUGCCGGCUCUGGCACGGAAGGACGGCUUGCCACCAAUCCAAAAUCCAAGCUUUGUGGACGCCAAUGAGUACGACAAGCUCAAGGAUGAAGUGGAGAGAAUUAAGGCCUUUGUGGACAUGAAGCAGGGCGGUGCGGGGCCGGCGGCUGCAGCUGCUGUACCCGCGGCCGCGGCGGCGGCUGCGGCGGCAUCAGCCGGCAAUGAGCCUUGGGCGGACAAGGCCCUACGGGAGGAAACGGAGGAGGCGCGGAAGGCCGUAAAGGAACUGACGGACGACUUGGACGGCCUUCGACGCAAGCUAGCGGGCAUGGAGGAUGCGCUGCGCAGCAUGGGGAUACCGCAGCCGCUGGGGUCGGGUCUUACGGAUGUGAGGUCAGCGGCAGGCUCGGCAUCCAGUGGCCCCAGCCGCAAUCCUGUUGCGGUCAGCCCGGGGCUUGCCUCUGAGCUAGUGGCGCAGGGGCUUGCACCGCCUGUGCAGAAGUCCGCCGCAGGCGCGCCGCAAUCGCCGGAAGGCGUUCCCGACCCUGUCACAGUGGAUCCCGAGGACUUCAAGCAGCUCAAGAGGGCGUUUGAGGAGCUGCAGGGCGCAGUGGGGGCGCUGCCGCAGCAGCAGCCGCAGAAGCCCAAGACGCUGCGGGAGGACACGGAUGAUAUCAAGAAGUUUGUGCGUGCCAUGGGCAAGGACGUGGGCGCCAUGGGUAACGACAUGCAGACGCUGAAGAAGCACAUGGAUGAUGUGGAGGCGGCCACUAAUCGUGCCCUGGGCAACCUGGCGGCCGAGGUAGCCCGCAUGAAGGCAGCACGUGAGGAGGAGCGACCUGACAGCGCCGACCGCAAACGCUCGCAGCAGCAACCCAAGCUAGAAACGGCGGGAGGCAAGAUGGAGGACACCAUCGGUGCAAUCACCGCGCUGAACGCAGCGCAGCAGCAGGAGCUUGCGCGCGCAGCAGCAGACGGCGGUCGGUCCGAGGACAUCGACGCGCUCAACGAGGCCAUGCGGCAGAGUGAGAACCAGCUGGCUCGGCUGCUGGCGUUCCUGAAGCAGGACGUCAUGGACCGGUUCGCAGUGCAUGAGAAGACCCUCAUUCGGAUGGCCAAACAGAUUGACUAUGUGCAGCGUCUGCUCAAGGGCGAGUUUGACGAACAACGGAUAGCUGCCCGGGAGUCUGUGCAGUCGGAGGGGGAUGGGCUGACGCCUGGGGCGGACGCUUAGGCCCUCAGCUGCCGCUGCUUGUGGCUGCCAUCAUGUUUAGAUCCUUGAUAGGGUUUUUGGUUUUGGGGGUUUGGCGCCACACAGGGCACUGGGCAUAUUAUGAAGUGUGUACCCUCACCUUUAUACCAUGCGCGCCUUUGUUGUACGCUUUGUUGCACGAGAGGCUAGGCUGGCACACGCGCCGCCUUAACCCAAAGGUUGCACAUGCCCUGGUAACUGCGACUGGUUCUAGUAGCCUUUUUCCUGCACGACUUGUGGUUCCGCCCCUUGUGAAGACUGUGGGGGCAGCUGCAUAUCCAGUGACCGGCGUUUUGCAUGCAUACAUGUAGGACACCCACCGCGGUGUGUGUGAGCUCAGUUUCAGUUGUAUCCUGCUGUAAGGUCGUACGUGCCAGCACGGCUUGCCCUUUAUGACGCGGGCAGCUGCCGUAGCAUUUUCUCCUGCAGCAUGCACCCUGGCGCGCAAGUCUACUGUCUGGUUAAUUAAUGCUGUCAACUUGGCUUUUGCGGUGUUCAUGUGAAGGGGUGUGUAUGGCCGGGCCCCAUGCAAAGGUGUCCCAGGCCCGGUGUGUUUACCACGGUGUUGUUGCUUGAACAGGACACGAGCAGUAUGUAGCAGGACUCGGGCGCGUUUUGCCUUUGUGGAGUUUGUUCGCACGACGCAGCCGUGUAAGGCGGGUCGCUAUAAAAAUGUCGGCAUGGUGUCCAUGUACCGGUAUGGAGGCGGCGCUGUCUUUCGCCGUCAAUGUCUUAUUAAUAACUGUACAUACGGUAUGCUUUAACAGAUUCAUGAUGCUCUUGCUGAUAUCCCACCGCUGGGAGGCGUUGGGGACAAAGUGAUCUUAUAGCAGUGUGAUAAGGACGGUUAGCGCUAUUACCGUCCUCUAAAUGGCGGAGCUGGGGACUGGUGUUGGUGGUAAAGAGCAGCAUCCUCCUUGGGCUAGCAUCGGCACCGAGAAACCGAGUCGGGCAUUGUAGGAUGGCGGUGGUUGUAAGUAAACCUGUGUUUUGGGGGCCGUGGUCGUUAACGUUGUAAGAAGCAGCAGCGCAAUAUGUGCACUAUGUGGGGCUUGUUAGCCAGCUACCUUGCGUGGCUUCGUUGUACGGCAGCGCGUAUAUGCAUUUGGCGCGAGCAAGCGACAAACGACCCUUGGGCGACCGCGGUGUCAAAGUGGAAAAUGCGGCGUAUCUGCGAGGGUGAUUUUUUGCGCAGAUGGCUUGGCGUAUAGCAUACCUAUCAAAGGGCGACCGUUGGUAUGUUUCUGAAAGGUGGUUGGGCGGUGCUAAGAAAUGGUCGAUGCUGUUGUCCUCCAGUUUAGCACUGGCUAGCUAAGACACCAAAUGCAUAUACGCGGCCACAUUACAGGAACCAAAGCAGUUUAAUUGGAGCUGCACAGUGCUGCAGCAUAGUACAAUGGAUUGGCCUAAUGAAAGGUGGUUAGCCAGCUACCCUGUGUG